Messenger RNA from Thamnophis sirtalis, 2678 nucleotides. NCBI's taxonomy places the organism in Eukaryota, Metazoa, Chordata, Lepidosauria, Squamata, Natricidae. The record is from RefSeq and is a predicted model, not a curated record.
UUUGCACCACGACCACUGCAUUUUUACAUUUCUUCUUCUUAGCCUCCUUUUGUUGGGUUUUAACCGAAGCGUGGCAGUCAUACAUGGCUGUCACUGGAAAAAUUAGGACGCGGCUCAUAAGGAAACGCUUUUUAUGCCUUGGAUGGGGUUUGCCAGCAUUGGUCGUGGCCAUAUCAAUAGGUUUUACCAAGACUAAAGGCUAUGGAACGACUCAAUAGUCAACAUGGUGAUUGGCAUCCUUGUGUUUAAUAAACUAGUUUCCAGAGAUGGAAUCCUAGAUAAAAAACUCAAGCACAGAGCUGGUCAGAUGAGUGAGCCUCAUAGCGGUUUGACGCUCAAAUGUGCCAAGUGUGGAGUAGUUUCAACAACAGCUUUGUCAGCCACCACCGCCAGUAAUGCCAUGGCAUCGCUGUGGAGUUCCUGUGUGGUUCUACCGCUCCUGGCUCUCACAUGGAUGUCUGCUGUUCUGGCAAUGACUGACAAGCGAUCCAUUUUAUUUCAGAUACUCUUUGCUGUAUUUGAUUCAUUGCAAGGGUUAGUCAUUGUCAUGGUUCACUGCAUUCUCCGAAGGGAGGUUCAAGAUGCAUUUAGAUGUCGUUUGAGAAACUGCCAAGAUCCAAUCAAUGCAGAUUCAUCAAGUUCAUUUCCUAAUGGACAUGCUCAAAUCAUGACAGAUUUUGAAAAAGAUGUGGACAUAGCUUGUCGGUCAGUUCUCCAUAAGGACAUUGGGCCGUGCCGAGCAGCUACGAUAACAGGCACCCUAUCUAGAAUCUCCCUGAAUGAUGAUGAAGACGAGAAGACAAUCAACCCUGAAGGAAUGAACUACUCCACAUUGCCCGGGAAUAUGAUUUCUAAAGUGAUCAUUCAACAAUCGGGAGGCAUGCAUAUGCCCAUGAGCAUGAGUGAAUUAGCUAACCAGUGUCUUAAAAAGGACAACACUGAGCUACGGCGAACUGUCUAUUUAUGUACUGAUGACAACCUGAGAGGCGCAGACAUGGAUGUAGUCCACCCUCAGGACCGCAUGAUGGAUAGUGACUACAUCGUCAUGCCUAGAGGUUCAGUGAACACACAGGCGUCUCUGAAGGACGACAGCAAGUUGAACAUAGGCAUGGAGACCUUGCCUCACGAAAGGCUUUUGCACUACAAAAUUAAUCCUGAUUUUAGUAUGAACCCAAAUGUCAUGGACCAGUUCAAUAUGAGUUUAGAUCAACAUCUCCCCACCCAGGAACACAUGCAGAACUUGCCUUUUGAGCCUCGCACAGCUGUAAAGAAUUUCAUAGCUUCCGAGAUGGACGAUAGCACAGGACUAGCAAGAAGCGAAACUGGAUCAACCAUAUCAAUGAGUUCUUUGGAGAGGAGAAAAUCACGUUAUUCUGACCUCGACUUUGAAAAGGUCAUGCAUACGAGGAAGAGACACAUGGAGCUGUUUCAAGAAUUAAAUCAGAAAUUUCAGACACUAGACAGAUUUAGAGAUGUACCAAAAUCAGGAAGUAUGGAAAAUCCAGCAGGAAGCAGCAAGAGUCCCUGGGACAGUUUCAAAGCCCCAAGCGAUUACCAACAUUAUACCACCAUCAACGUAUUAGAUUCAGAGGCAAAAGAUGCUUUAGAACUAAGACCAUCAGAAUGGGAAAAGUGUCUGAACUUGCCUUUAGACGUACAAGAAGGUGAUUUUCAAACCGAGGUUUAAUGAAAAGUAAAACAAACUGAGGCGCAAAGCUUAUCCUAGAAUCAUUUUGUUUGCACUGACGCUCCAGAGACGUUGGGAAGCCUGACCCAGCCUGUUCGGACACCAUGGCUAAGGCAUAUCAGCACCUUCCUAGGCCAGAAGUCAGUGGUUUUCUUGUCACACACAAUCGAUUUCCACUAGCCAACCUAGUGGAGGCCCCAGGUGUACAAUUCUUACCAUCGUGUCUUGUAAGUACCCGUGGAAUGGAUUUGUAAGGUCAAUCUUUAUAGAUAAACCUCAGACAACGGUUCAUGUUGUAACAGCUUCAUUUGGUUUAGUUUUCAAAAAACUUCACCAUGAAGCACAAUGUAUAUAUUUAUGCAGUUUUUAAAGUUUAUAACAGUCUGUUUGGCCAUUACUACACUUUUUACUUUAUAAUAUAAAAAAAAAAGAAGAGGAGGUGGUGGAAGAAGCAGAAGAAGCAGAAGAAGAAGAAGAGGAUGCAGAGAAAAGCAAAGUUUUGUUGUCAUUAAAUGAAUGUCUGUUGAGCUACAUUCUUCAUUGCUUUAAAUGCAAUAAAGUAAUAAUCUCACUUUUAUAUGAAUAAUAUAUUUCACAUCUUUAUUAUUGCAGUUUUCUCUGGGAAGCUCGGAAUAGCUUUUCCUGCUGCAGCUGUGUAUAAAAUAUUUAAAAUGUUGUAUGGUGUAAAUAAACUUUUGUCUACAUAUCAGUAUUUUCAGUGCAUUUUAUUUUGGAUUUGUUGAUCUGAAAAUUUGCAUAUUUAUAAUGUUUUUUUAACAACACUGAAGCCGAAAAAUGUACUCAGAAUGUUAAUAGUGCACUGUUAUUACUCCUUGGGGACUAAUGAUUUCUCAAAUGUAAUAAUAGGUUUGCCAAGCUGUUCUUUUUUCCCCCUAAUCUAUGAAGGUAACGUACAAUGUAAAUUGGACAUGUGAGAGCAUUGCUACAUUCAUUCUAUUAUGUGUAAUUCGUGGUCCUUUUCCAUCUUGCA